AUGGUGAUCGGGGUUGCAAUGAUGGCGGCCAUGGUCCCGACGGUCUAUGGGAUAAGCGAAGCCAGCAACAGGCGCAGCCAGGAUAACGGAAACGAACAAACCGCCACCAAGCAGGAGGAGCGAUACCAAUUGCUCGCCGAAUGUCGUUCGCCGUCAGGUAUGGCGAUCCAAAAUGCCAAGGUUUAUUUGAGCAUGGACGGAAAGAUGUAUAUAAGCCACCACCCAGUGCGAGGGAUGGUGCCGUUCAAUGGACAUUUCUACGCACACCCUGACUUUGAGCAAGGCAACACGGUCGGCUUCGUCACAGUCAGCCCUGAAACACCACCACAGCUGCGCUGGGCUUUCGUUGACGCCAACACGCACCAACUAGCGUGGGGUGGAGCCAAAGAAAGAGAAGGCCACAUCAGUGGGCCAUUUGGUUUGCACGAUGACGAGGGAUCCAUAUCAUUAAACGGAUGCCACAGGUGGAUUGCGGUCAGCUUGGGUUCGGAGUCCAAUGAGGAAGAAAGAUUAGAUUCUGGAUCUCCAGCGGGACCUGAUCUUUGGGGGCUCUAUUUUGACACCAGAGAAAAUCAGUCUACGAACCUACCAGCCGGUGCAGAACAUAUUGAAGUUGAACUGAAA
Aspergillus versicolor CBS 583.65 is the source of this 624-nucleotide messenger RNA. RefSeq lists its product as uncharacterized. NCBI's taxonomy places the organism in Eukaryota, Fungi, Ascomycota, Eurotiomycetes, Eurotiales, Aspergillaceae. The transcript is spliced from 2 exons. The record is from RefSeq and is a predicted model, not a curated record. The annotation marks the transcript as partial.